Labeo rohita (rohu) is the source of this 2605-nucleotide messenger RNA. RefSeq names its product SLAM family member 5-like. The transcript is spliced from 10 exons. The record is from RefSeq and is a predicted model, not a curated record. The coding region runs from base 33 to 1142 and encodes 369 amino acids. NCBI's taxonomy places the organism in Eukaryota, Metazoa, Chordata, Actinopteri, Cypriniformes, Cyprinidae.
UUCCCAAAUCGCCAUUACCUAGCACUGCACACAUGGAAUUAAAAAAGAAACAAACUCUCAAGGGAAGAUGGCAGUUGUUUAAGUUUUUGGUUUACAUUCCAUGUUUCUGUUCUUCUCAAGUUUUAUGUGAUGACUAUGGCGAAAGUGGAAACAAGAUCACACUUACACCAAUCAUCCGUGGAAAGCCUGAAGAAAUUCUGUGGACACAUAAUGGCAACAAAGUUCUGGAGUAUGAUGGGAGGGAGUUGGUGAAAUAUGGCUCAUAUAAAGACCGUGUAGAUGUUGAUUUUGAAACAGGACAGCUCACAAUAAGAAAACUAAACAGCCAAGACAGUGGCAACUAUGUCUCUGAAAUCGGGAUCAAUAGGAAGAUUCAAACCACCAAUCAUACAUUGACAGUUUUGGAUGCUCUGCCAGAGCCUCUGGUGACCUGUGAAGUGGAUGAGACCUCACAUUUGAAAAAACUGUCCUGUUCAGUGGAAUCCCAGACUCAGCCAAGCUAUGAAUGGAGUGGACCUGAUAUAAAACAGCCGGGACCAACACUUCUUGUUGAUGAACAGGAGGAAAAGCAAGACUCAGUCUAUACCUGCACUGUGAAGAAUAAAGCUGCAAGCAGGACCAGAGACUUUACUCUGCAAGACUGCCACACAGGUGGAGUAAACCCUGCUGUGCUUGUUCCAGUCUUAAUAGUAGCAGUGCUUCUCAUUACUCUGCUUGCUGUGCUGGCAUUAUACUUCUACAGACGUAAAAGACAAAAAUCAGGGGAGUCUGAACGUGAAAAAAAUUACCCUGAAAAUGGUGAAUGCGACAACCUUUUGAUAAAUGUCCCAACAGAGACUAUGCCAGGGUCAUCUGAUGCCACACUCCCUUGUCACACAGAUGAAGCUGAAGAAAAGGCUAACAGUGAACCUGAUAAAACAGACAGACAAAUAGAGAGCCAUAAAACCUCACAAACCCAAGAAGAAAUGGAGAAAGAGAAAAGUCAGAUAUUGAAAAAUGAGAGGGAAAAUAAGGGGGAGUUAUCUGAGGAGCAGACUGAGACACAAAGAGAGCAGAAUAAAAAUGAAAAUGCAGAUAAAAAUGAGGAUGACCAGACACCUGAAGAUAAAAAAAAGAGAAGAAAGAGGAAAAUGAAGAGAUGAACAUCCCAAACACAGGUAAAAUACAAAUUAUAUGCUUGUCUGGAAAAUGGUAAGAUAAGAGUUUCUACUCACUUUGGAAAUUUUUGAAAAUUACAAUUUCUUCUUUGCUUGAUUUUGUAUUUCUACAAAACUAAAGUUAUAUAUUUUUUCGUUAUAUACUUUAUCUUAAUUAAAAUCAUUUCAAAUAAUCUUAUAAAAACUGAAAUAGCAGUUGUUUUAGUAACCUUUUUUUUCAUUUAGUAGCUGUAGUUAGCAAUUGCUUGUUGACUGUGCAGAAAGUCUGGCUUCCUUCUUUAAAAAAAUGAUCAGAAAUGUAUUUUUCAUUGUAUAUAUAAUCCCUCAAUAUAUUAAAUAUUUUCUGCAUUUCAAUAUUUUUGUGAAUGUAAGUUAUACCACAUUAUAGUGCUGGUCGUCAUCUGCUUCACUUGAAGUUUUUGGGAGAUAGCUAAACCAUUGAUUUCAAAGGGGCAAUGAUCUAAGGCUCUAAUCACAUUAUUUUUGGUUCCACUUGAAAGCUGGAAUUCAUCAAACAAUAUUUUCAUACUGUAGAAUUUGUUUGGUAGCCUGUCUUAUUAUUUGAGGAUUGGAUGAGUCUUUUAAAUAAGCAGGACUUUCAACGAGUGACCAAAACCUGACAGUCCUUUUCAUUUAUAAGCACAGCUGUACACAGAGUGGUCUAAACACUCAAAUAUAGCAUGCUAAUAAAAGAGUUAAUAGAGCAUGAGCAUUUGAAUAACUAAAUAUUUUUAUAUAAUUGAAAAUGUUUUAUAUUAAUGUAGGUGAUAAUCCUGUUGAAAAAAGUCCCAACAGAGGCUAUGCCAGGUUCAUCUGAUGCCACACUCCCUUGUCACAUCAGACUGACCGCUCCAAAAGAAUCUUUUGCUGAUAAAAAAUUGGAUCACGACAGUGAAUCAGAGAAUGUGGGUGAUGCUCAUGAAGGACAAAAACUUUUGAAGGAAAGUCUGCAGUCUGCUAUAAAAGAAACAAUCAAAGAGGACACAGGAAAUACAAAUGAAGGAGAAUUAGACAAAAAUGAGGAAAAUGAAAAUGCAGAUGAAGCAGAAAAAAUGCUAACAGCAAACCUGAUGAAACACAGAGCCAGAAAACUGAAGAUGCAGAUAAAAAUGAUAAAGACCAGACACCUGAAGAGAAAAAACAGAUGGAAGAGGAAAACAAAGAGACAGACAGCCCGAACACAGAGACUGUGAGUCCACAGUCUUCUGUGACAGAAAGAAGUACAAUGGACACAGGAAAUGUAGAAGAACAACUGCACACAAAUGAGAAUAACAGCCAAAAUGAAAAUGGUGAACAGUCACCAGAGGAGCAGAACAAGAGCCUGUGUACAUCUAUUAAUGAAGAUGACCAAAGGCGAGAAGAGGAAAAACCCCAGGUGAUAGAUCUACACAAAGCUGAACCUUUUAAUCCACCUUCGUAUAGUGAAGCUUCCAGUGAUCCUAUGGUUU